This is a messenger RNA of Phytophthora megakarya, 660 nucleotides long. NCBI's taxonomy places the organism in Eukaryota, Oomycota, Peronosporomycetes, Peronosporales, Peronosporaceae. The record is from the annotation of a GenBank genome assembly.
AUGGUAACGACCAGACUCCAAGCUAAGACGAAGCCUAAACGCGUCAGAUUCGCCGAUGAAACCUCGGUGACAGGUGAAGAAGACGCGACGCAGCGAGAGGAAGCCAACGGUGUGCCGACAGAGGACUCGGUCCGUCUAGAAACAGAGUUAUCAAGAGUAACGGCACCCAACGGUACGACUCCCACGUUGCCUGACGCGGAGGACGUGGACCCCCUAACGGUCCAAAGAGAACGUCGAAGAAGGAUCGCGACUGCUCAGGACGAGGAGUUACGGGAUUUGAAGACAGUUCUCCGCGGGGGAGAAUCAACCCUAACGUACCGUGCAGCGAGAGACGCGUGGAAAAUGUGCGAUCACUUCGUCCUAAGUGAGGACGAUGCGCUUUACUAUGUGGGAACGAGGCCUCUGAGAGGUGACCAACAGCAAGAGGACGCGAUGCUGCGCCUAGUAGUACCCUCAACGAUGAUUCAAGAAGUACUACAGAACUGCCACGACUCAUUAGAAGGAGGCCAUCAAGGGAUCGCUCGGACCUUCUACAGAGUGAAGUUGGACUAUUACUGGACCGGUCUAUACGCAGACGUGGCGAGACACGUGCGGUCCUGUCCCGACUGUCAAGCAAAAGCCGACCGAGGAUCCGUGGAUACUCUCCGGGGAACAUACUAG